Molecule: messenger RNA, 1802 nt
Organism: Linum trigynum
Lineage: Eukaryota; Viridiplantae; Streptophyta; Magnoliopsida; Malpighiales; Linaceae
Source: the annotation of a GenBank genome assembly
AUGGAAUGAGGAUACAAAAGUUUAGCGAGAGAAAAGAUACAUGCAAGGAGCCCCAAGAGCAUAGAUGUUCGAAAGGACUCAUUAACGAUUAAUUCACAUGUGGGUAUCUUAGGACGAAAUGCUAAUAGCGAUGAAUAAGAUUUAAGAUAACGAAGGAACAAAGAGAUAUUAAUAAAAAUGCAAGAUGAUUAUAGUUUCAUCGUCACGCAUAUAUUUAUUGACAUUCUAGGAAAAAAAACAUCCCCUCAAGUCUAUUUGUACACCAUCGAUACAAAAUUGAAUUACUGUGAUCCAAGAUAACUCAAACACAUCUUAUAUGGCUGGAUGGAACAUCAAAGUUCAUUCGUCUAAUACUGCUCUGGACUUCAUGGACCCAAACCCACUAGUCCUUGCAGCCAUGAUUUCUGUUUCAUGUUACCGGUGGAUAAAACUAAAGGAAACAACAAUAACCUAGAAGUUGCCUUUUUCACCCAUUGAUUCUUGAGAUGCACAAGCACAAGGAUCUGUGUUCUUCACCUCUCCUUUCCAUGAGCUGGAUUAUGCGCUCUUUCCCCUUUUAUUUGUUUAGCUGUUUCCUUCCUCUCCUCCUCCAUCAAAGGAAUCCCUAAAAGACAAAAGAAGCCUCGAAAGGCAGUACAUACCCACACAAAAAAUAAUGGUAAACCAGAAGCAAAAGAUGUACAGUGUGGAAAAAGAAGAAGGAGAAGAAGAAGAGCAAACUAAUAAAGUUCCCCAUUCCACUGCUACAACAAAAAGAGGCUUUUGCUCUCUCACUAGUCACUACUACUCUACACUGUACACACUCACCUUUCUUACUUUAGUUUGUGCUUUACUUACUAUCCUAGUAUAUCUUCUUCUUAACCUCCCUCCUCUCCUCUCCUCUGCUUCCUCUCCUUUCUGUUUACUCUUCCCUACCCUGCCUCCCAAAAAAGUUCAUUUCAUGAAAAAAUGGGGAAAAUAGUUGGCCUUUUCAUCUGCAUCUUGAUUGUAGCCAUGGACAUUGGUGCUGGAAUCCUUGCCUUCCAAGCAGAAGUUUCACAGAACAAGGUUAAGCACUUGAGGCUAUGGAUAUUUGAGUGCAGAGAUCCAAGCAAUGGUGCAUUCAAGCUAGGGCUGGCUGCAGCUGGGCUCCUUGUUCUAGCCCAUGUCAUUGCCAACUUGCUUAGUGGCUGCCUUUGCAUAUGCUCCCAAGACGAACUUCAGAGGGCUUCUCCUCACAAACAACUCUCUGUUGCUUGCUUCUUCUUCACUUGGAUCAUAUUGGCAAUUGGGUUGUCGAUGCUGGUGAUUGGGACAUUGUCAAACAACAAGUCAAGAGCUUCAUGUGGGUUCACACACCACCAUUUCUUCUCCAUUGGAGGGAUCUUGUGUUUUGUUCAUGGCCUCUUUUCUGUUGCUUACUACAUCUCUGCCAAUGCUGCUAGUGAUGAAAAGUAGCUAGAGAGCCAGCCUUUGCUUGCUUGGUUUCCAUCAGCUUGUUAAGCCUAAAUUUGUGUUGUGUUUGUCCAACUUUCCCUUUUUUGGGUGUUAAUUUAUAUCCUUCGUUGCUACUUCAUCUUCAUUUUUGCCACCGGUCUGCAACUCAAACACUCAGCAGAGCUGGUCAAAGACAUACAUGAUACAUGUAGCUGAUGCCUCGCCUAAGAGAGAAACGACGAACUUCAAGAGAUUUAAACUACGUAAGGCCGCAGAAAUGUCUUAUCAACUACUCUAGUCUCUAUUAUCGCUCUCGUACUGUAGCUCCACAGUUCUUUUCCGUAUCUACCUACUCAUCUAUAACCGCAUGGUUUUGAUCAUGGCAA